This is a messenger RNA of Myotis brandtii (Brandt's bat), 857 nucleotides long. It is a transcript of the gene RAMP2, whose product is annotated as receptor (G protein-coupled) activity modifying protein 2. The transcript has 3 exons. Lineage: Eukaryota; Metazoa; Chordata; Mammalia; Chiroptera; Vespertilionidae. Gene Ontology annotation, cellular component: signaling receptor complex; membrane; cell surface. Bases 318 to 674 code for a protein of 118 amino acids. Gene Ontology annotation, molecular function: coreceptor activity. The record is from RefSeq and is a predicted model, not a curated record. Gene Ontology annotation, biological process: receptor internalization; cellular response to hormone stimulus; intracellular protein transport.
UGGGGUGGCGAGAAGGAGAGGUGUUCGGGGUCCGAAUGCCGGUGGGAAGGAGCUGGUCCCAGACCCUCUCCUCUGGCCACGGAGGCACCCCGAGGGCGCAUCACGCCUCCUUCUCCUCGGGGAUUGGCUCUGACUUCCCAGGGUCUUAGCCUCCGACUCACACCCACUGCCCAGACCCAACGAUUCCACCUCCUCUCCCAUGUCUGCCCACAGCCACCCUGAAGCUCCAGGGGUCCGUGGCUCAGCAUCUGACCACCGCAGGCAGCCUGGAGUCCGAGGGUGAGUGGUCAGCAGCUGUGGAAGUGCCCACAGGGAAAAUGGAGAUGUACGAUAAGAGCAUUUCAAGUUGCUGGGAAGGCUACCAGGAUGUUAUGGAGGAUAUCAAAGAAGACUGGUGCGACUGGGCCAUCAUUAGCAGGCCUUACAGCGACCUGCAGGAAUGCUUGGAAAUAGAAGCGGAACGCUUUGGCCUGGGCUUCCCCAAUCCCUCGGCGGAACAGAUCAUCUUUAAGACUCACCAGACCCACUUUGCCAACUGCACCCUGGCGGAGACCACCUUCUCAGACCCCCCGGAGGAUGUGCUCCUGGCCAUGAUCAUAGCCCCCAUCUGCCUCAUCCCGUUCCUGGUCACCCUUGUGGUGUGGAAGAGUAAAGACAGCGAAGCCCGGGCCUAGGGUGGCAUAAGUUUCUCAGCAGCCACCCCUCCCUUCCCUGCCACCCCCAGGUCUCCCUCCCCGUCUCCCUGCCCCCUUCUCUCGCCUCACUGCACACAGAGCCUGAGAUUGGGGGAAUGGAGCUGGGUAGGGUCAUGGCACCAGUUCUGCAAUUUUCAAAAUAAAAGGUUUCUUUUGUACACC